CCGCCGCCAUUGUCGCGUUCGGAGCCCCUCAGCGCAGGCGGCCGAGGCGGAGCCAGCGGCGGCGCGAUGGCGGACGCUGACAAGCCCGAGGUGGUCGGGGCCGCUGGCGACGACAGCCCUCAUCAGCUCCCCGCAGAGUCUCAGGGUGAACCGCGGCGAGAAUCUCCCCCGGAGCCGGAGAAGCAGCCUCCGCAGCACAGCAGUAGCUCCAAUGGCGUUAAAAUGGAGAAUGAUGAAUCAGUGAAAGAAGAAAAAUCUGACUUAAAAGAAAAAUCUUCAGGAAAUAAGAAGGCCAAUAGAUUUCAUCCUUAUUCAAAAGACAGGAAUUUGGGCACUGGAGAAAAGAAGGGUCCAAAUCGUAACAGAGUUUUCAUUAGCAACAUCCCGUAUGACAUGAAAUGGCAAGCUAUUAAAGAUCUAAUGAGAGAAAAAGUUGGUGAGGUUACAUACGUGGAGCUCUUUAAGGAUGCGGAAGGAAAAUCAAGGGGUUGUGGUGUUGUUGAAUUCAAAGACGAAGAAUUUGUAAAGAAAGCACUAGAAACUAUGAACAAAUAUGAUCUUAGUGGAAGACCCCUUAAUAUUAAAGAGGAUCCUGACGGAGAAAAUGCUCGUAGGGCAUUGCAACGAACAGGAGGAUCAUUUCCAGGAGGACAUGUCCCUGAUAUGGGAUCGGGGUUGAUGAAUUUACCACCUUCCAUUCUCAAUAAUCCAAACAUUCCUCCUGAGGUUAUCAGUAAUUUGCAGGCUGGUAGACUUGGUUCUACAAUUUUUGUUGCUAAUCUUGACUUCAAAGUUGGUUGGAAGAAGCUAAAGGAAGUGUUCAGCAUAGCUGGAACUGUAAAGCGGGCAGAUAUUAAAGAAGACAAAGAUGGAAAGAGCAGAGGAAUGGGCACUGUCACUUUUGAGCAAGCAAUUGAAGCAGUUCAAGCAAUUUCUAUGUUCAAUGGGCAGUUUUUAUUUGAUAGACCUAUGCAUGUGAAAAUGGAUGACAAGUCUGUCCCUCAUGAAGACUACCGUUCACAUGAUAGUAAAACACCACAAUUACCACGUGGUCUUGGAGGCAUUGGAAUGGGACUUGGUCCAGGUGGACAGCCUAUUAGUGGUAGCCAAUUGAACAUAGGUGGUGUAAUGGGAAAUUUAGGUCCAAGUGGUAUGGGAAUGGAUGGUCCAGGUUUUGGAGGAAUGAAUAGAAUUGGAGGAGGAAUUGGGUUUGGUGGUCUGGAAGCAAUGAAUAGCAUGGGAGGAUUUGGUGGAGUUGGCCGAAUGGGAGAGCUAUACCGUGGCGCGAUGACUAGUAGCAUGGAGCGAGAUUUUGGACGUGGUGAUAUUGGAAUAAAUCGAGGCUUUGGAGAUUCCUUUGGUAGACUUGGCAGUGCAAUGAUUGGAGGGUUUGCAGGAAGAAUAGGAGCUUCUAACAUGGGUCCAGUAGGAUCUGGAAUAAGUGGUGGAAUGGGUGGCAUGAACAGUGUGACUGGAGGAAUGGGGAUGGGACUAGACCGCAUGAGUUCCAGCUUUGAUAGAAUGGGACCAGGUAUAGGAGCUAUACUGGAAAGGAGCAUCGAUAUGGAUCGAGGAUUUUUAUCGGGGCCAAUGGGAAGCGGAAUGAGAGACAGAAUAGGCUCCAAAGGCAACCAGAUAUUUGUCAGAAAUCUGCCUUUUGACUUGACUUGGCAGAAACUCAAAGAGAAAUUCAGUCAGUGUGGUCAUGUAAUGUUUGCAGAAAUAAAAAUGGAGAAUGGAAAGUCAAAAGGUUGUGGAACGGUCAGAUUUGACUCCCCAGAAUCAGCUGAAAAAGCCUGCAGAAUAAUGAAUGGCAUAAAAAUCAGUGGUAGAGAAAUUGAUGUUCGCUUGGAUCGUAAUGCAUAAUUUCAAACCACGGUUGGAACAUUCCUUCAUCUGUUUUGCUGAAUCUACUAGUAAAAGUCAUUUUUUUUAGUAAUACUGUAUGCUUACAAAAGCUGUAAAAAUGAACUUUUAAAAUUCCCACCAGCUUUUAACAGUAUAAUGUUAAAAAUAUACUGUGAUUUUUGUUAAUCUCAAGUUUGGGUUUCCUAAAGACAGCAAGUCUGGUCAUUCAGUUUAAAUGAAUGGUUAUACUGUUUUUAAUGAAAUAAGCCAUUUUCUUGUUGUUUUCAGUAUGACAUAGUAGUGUUUCUUCUAGUUUCCCCAGCCUUUAUCAACUUAUUGUACGGUAAAUUAUAAAUG
Molecule: messenger RNA, 2205 nt
Organism: Marmota monax (woodchuck)
Lineage: Eukaryota; Metazoa; Chordata; Mammalia; Rodentia; Sciuridae
Product: myelin expression factor 2-like
Biological process (GO): regulation of mRNA stability involved in response to oxidative stress
Cellular component (GO): nucleus; post-mRNA release spliceosomal complex; cytoplasm
Molecular function (GO): mRNA binding
Source: RefSeq, a predicted model, not a curated record